Molecule: messenger RNA, 7847 nt
Organism: Mytilus trossulus (common blue mussel)
Lineage: Eukaryota; Metazoa; Mollusca; Bivalvia; Mytilida; Mytilidae
Product: serine/threonine-protein phosphatase with EF-hands 2-like
Exons: 18
Coding region: 3082-5226 (714 amino acids)
Biological process (GO): detection of stimulus involved in sensory perception
Molecular function (GO): protein binding; iron ion binding; manganese ion binding
Source: RefSeq, a predicted model, not a curated record
CUUUUUUAGCUCACCUGGCCCGAAGGGCCAAGUGAGCUUUUCUCAUCACUUUGCGUCCGGCGUCUGUCGUCGUCCGUCGUCGUCGUCGUCCGUCGUCGUCGUCGUCCGUCGUCGUCCUGCGUUAACUUUUACAAAAAUCUUCUCCUCUGAAACUACCAGGCCAAAUUAAACCAAACUUGGCCACAAUCAUCAUUGGGGUAUCUAGUUUAAAAAUUGUGUCCGGUGACCCGGUCAACCAACCAAGAUGGCCGCCAUGGCUAAAAAUAGAACAUAGGGGUAAAAUGCAGUUUUUGGCUUAUAACUCAAAAACAAAAGCAUUUAGAGCAAUUCUGACAUGGGGUAAAAUUGUUUAUCAGGUCAAGAUCUAUCUGCCCUGAAAAUUUCAGAUGAAUCGAACAACCUGUUGUUGGGUUGCUACCCCUAAAUUGGUAAUUUUAAGGAAAUUUUGCUGUUUUUGGUUAUUAUCUUGAAAAAUAUUAUAGAUAGAGAUAAACUGUAAACAGCAAUAAUGUUCAGCAAAAUAAGAUUUACAAAUAAGUCAACAUUACCGAAAUGGUCAAAUGACCCCUUUAGGAGUUAUUGCCCUUUAUAGUCAAUUUUUAACCAUUUUUUGUAAAUCUUAAUUAUCUUUUACAAAAAUCUUCUCCUCUGAAACUACUGCGCCAUAUUAAACCAAACUUGGCCACAAUCAUCAUUGGGGUAUCUAGUUUAAAAAUUGUGUCUGGUGACCCGGUCAACCUACCAAGAUGGCCGCCAUGGCUAAAAAUAGAACAUAGGGGUAAAAUGCAUUUUUUGGCUUAUAACUCAAAAACCAAAGCAUUUAGAGCAAUUCUGACAUGGGGUAAAAUUGUUUAUCAGGUCAAGAUCUAUCUGCCCAGAAAAUUUCAGAUGAAUCGAACAACCUGUUGUUGGGUUGCUACCCCUAAAUUGGUAAUUUUAAGGAAAUUUUGCUGUUUUUGGUUAUUAUCUUGAAAAAUAUUAUAGAUAGAGAUAAACUGUAAACAGCAAUAAUGUUCAGCAAAAUAAGAUUUACAAAUAAGUCAGCAUUACCGAAAUGGUCAAAUGACCCCUUUAGGAGUUAUUGCCCUUUAUAGUCAAUUUUUAACCAUUUUUCGUAAAUCUUAGUUACCUUUUACAAAAAUCUUCUCCUCUGAAACUACUGCGCCAUAUUAAACCAAACUUGGCCACAAUCAUCAUUGGGGUAUCUAGUUUAAAAAUUGUGUCUGUUGACCUGGUCAACCUACCAAGAUGGCUGCCAUGGCUAAAAAUAGAACAUGGGAUAAAAUGCAGUUUUUGGCUUAUAACUCAAAAACAAAAGCAUUAAGAGAAAAACUGGCAUGGGUUAAAUUGUUUAUCAGGUCAAGAUCUAUCUGCCCUGAAAAUUUCAGACGAAUCGAUAGUCAAUUUUUAACAAUUUUCAUAAAAUUUGUAAAUUUUUACUAACACUUUUAACUGAAACUACUGGGCCAAUCAUUAUAGAUGGGGAUAUAUGUACGCAGCAAGAAUGUUCAGUAAAGUUAGAUCUACAAACAUAUCACCAUCACCAAAACACAAUUUUGUCACGAAUCCAUCUGUGUCCUUUGUUGAAUAUUCACAUAUACAAAUGUACCAAGGUGAGCGACACAGGCUCUUUAGAGCCUCUAGUUUAUUUUCAUGAUAAAUGUGACUUUGAAUUAUUAAUUUUGAAAAUAUUUGUUAAUUUAAAUAAUAUGUUGUUCAUAUAGAAUUCUGAAACUAAGAAUAAAGUGAUCAUUAUAAUCCUCGUUAUAGCUUAAGGCAUACAUGUAACUUCAUUCAGAAGAAGAAACACUUAUUGAAAAAGACCAGAAGAGUUUGACCAUGGCUUUCUACUGAAAAAGGAACAAGGAAUACCCAAACUCUACCAAAGUCAAGAGAUGACGUUCACAACACCAUGGAUGUCUUAGAAUUGAAAAUAAACAAAAAGGAAUCAUAUGUUCAUAUUUCUAGGAUUUAGUGCGUGUGCAUGUGCAUAAUAAAACGGAGUUAUACUGCUCGAAAUCACACUUCCACCUCUUCGUUGGUGAACAGAGGACUUAGACUUACGAAAGGGGUACUUAUACUUGUAAAUAAUUAAACAAAUUAAUAAAUAGAUAAGUAUUAUUACAUGUAUUUUACCUGAGUUUACCUGUCAAAAAAAUGCGCGCAAAUGUAAUCAAAAGCUGUGCGCAAACAUAAUGAUUUUUGUGGGCAAAUGUAUUUGGUAAUGUGCGCAAACGUAAUGCACCGUGUAUUUCAACCAAAUAAAUCUUUUCAUCUUAUACAGAUUAUUAGUAUCAGGAGAAAAAAAAGCAACUGAAGAAAAAACUAUAAUCAAACAAAUUUCAGACAAUUAAAUGUGUCUCAUUGCAUGGUUUAUUAAAAUCGAACCACAAAUGCUUUCCAAUUAAUUAUUUGAAAAAUGUGAUAUCAUAUGAAUUAUAUAUUUAUUCAUAUAAUUUUUCGUGCAUAAAUGACAGUGCAUCAUAAGCCUCUAAAGGCUGGUUGGUAUAAAUAUGCAUGUUAAUUGACUGCUUAUGUUUAAAAUUGUAAUAUAUUGUAUUUCAUGUAUAUGUACCAAGUUGUACUUUAAAAUAAAAAUAUCCCUCUAUCUAUAUAGCAAAAUAUUGUGACUGACAAUUAAUUAUUAUGAUUCAGAAUAUUUAUAAAAAAAGAUUUUGACAGAUUUUCACAGAUUGUUGUUACUUUUACCUUGAUUAACGUACAUUACCUAAAAGUGAGGUAUACUAGCAGUUCAUAUUGUAUUUCCCGUGUUCACAUGUCUAUGACAAUUAAUCAAGAAAAUAAUGAUAAAAUUAGCACCAUAAAAUAUCCGGUUGUAUAUAAUGUAGUGAAAACUGUUGCUAUGAAAUGGUAGGAAAUUACAGAUUAGGAUAAGGACAUUGUACACAGAUGUUGUGAAAUCAGGACAAACACAGUGUGAUAACCAAAAUCAGCAGAUAAUAUAAACAGAGAGGUCUUUCUUGCUGUAAUGUAACAUAUACAUUAUUUGGAAAAUAUGUGAAAUGUCUAUCAUCUGAUGUUUUCUCAAGAUUGAGAUAUCAUGGCUCUACUACCCUGAACAUGGGCUGUAACUCUGCUAAACAUGUCAAAGUAGUUGAAGAUACUAAAUCAGAUAAAGUAAUCAGGUCAGCAUUAUUGAUACAGAAAUGGUAUCGUCGUUAUAUGGCCAGGUUAGAGGCCAGAAGGAGAUGUACCUGGGAAAUAUUCCAGUCUAUAGAGUACGCUGGGGAACAGGACCAGUUAAAAUUAUACAACUUCUUUAAUGAUAUGCUCCAACAAAUGGAACCAGACAAAUGUGGUCAGCCAAAAAUACUCAGAGCUUUAUCUGUGUCAAAGAGACCUGUCAGUAUGGAUUCCCUUACUUUGGAAACAGAAGAUGCCAACAUCUACCGUCUGUCCAAUCCAGAUGCUAUCACUGUUGAUCCAAUGUAUUCUGGUCCCCACAUUACAUUUCCUAUGACAUACUCUCAGCUACAGAGCUUGAUCCAAGCAAUCAAAUCUAAACAGAGAUUACAUGUAAAAUAUCUGUUAGAGUUACUUUUGGAAACUCGGGAGGAGUUAAAGAAACUUGGAAAUAUAAAUCAAGCAACAACAUCAAUCUCACAUAAAAUAACUGUGUGUGGAGAUUUACAUGGAAAACUGAAUGAUCUCUUUAUGAUAUUCCACAAGAAUGGUCUUCCUUCAGUGGACAAUCCUUACAUCUUCAAUGGAGAUUUUGUAGACAGGGGAAGCAACUCUGUAGAAAUAGUUAUUAUUUUAUUUGCUAGUUUUCUAUUGUAUCCAAAUGAGAUGUAUAUAAAUAGAGGAAACCAUGAAGAUCAUAUAAUGAACAUCAGGUAUGGUUUUGUGAAGGAAAUCAACAGAAAAUAUACAGCACAUGCUGCUAUGGUGUUAAGGCUCUUUGAAGAUGUGUUCAGUUGGUUACCAAUAGCAACAUUAAUUGACAGGAAGUUAUUGGUGGUGCAUGGUGGGAUAUCGGAUACAACCAGUCUCAGCGAUAUUGCAAAGAUUGAUAGACAUAAGUUCCUGUCAAUACUACAUCCACCCAGAGAGGAUGGAGACAUAACCAAGUUAACAGAAAAUGAAAUCAUGGAAUGGAAAACGAUGUUAGAUAUAAUGUGGAGUGAUCCUCGAACACAGGUGGGCUGUACUCCUAACUCGUUUAGAGGAGGAGGGGUUUACUUUGGAUGUAAUGUGACCGAGGCAUUCCUAUCCAAACAUCAGUUACAAGGUAUUAUCAGGUCACAUGAAUGUAAAGCUGAUGGAUACGAGUUCUGUCAUAAUCAAAAGGUAUUAACAGUAUUUUCAGCCUCUAAUUACUAUGAGUAUGGAAGUAAUCGUGGUGCUUAUCUCAAAAUAGUGGGUAGAGAUCUACAAUACAACCUGGUACAGUAUUCCACUACAAAGGCUUCAAGGAGAAAAAUUACAUUUACACAAAGAGUGAGUAAUUUUGAAUCAUCAGCAAUACAAGAUUUGAGAGAGAAAAUUUUGGCUUCUAGAACACAGCUUGUUCAGGAGUUUGAAAAAUAUGACAAGUCUGUUACAGGAAAAGUAACUGUAAAAGAAUGGUGUGAAGUAAUGGAAAAUGUUAUGAGGAUGGAUUUACCCUGGAGGUCAUUGAGGUCAAAACUUGUCAAGGAUGAUCCCGGUACUGACAAAAUGGUGCUGUAUCAUACAAUGUUUGAUCAAUAUCAUCUUUAUCAUAGAUAUACUGGGAAUGGUCCUACCCUUACAGAGAUGUUAUACAGAAAUAAGGACAACUUAGAAACUAUAUUUAGAAUUUUAGAUAGAGACAAUUCUGGUCAAAUUUCUAUGGAAGAAUUUGAAGAGACAAUCAAGAUGUUAAUCAAACAUCAAGGACUUAAGGUUCCAGAGAGAGACAUUCUAGACAUUGCCCACAGCAUUGAUAUCAACAAAGAUGGAUCUAUUGACUUCAAUGAAUUUCUGGAAGCUUUUCGUAUUGUGGACCAUUUUGGUAUAAAUCGAACAAGAAGACGUAUGGAUUCAAAUGAGUCAGUAGAUUUUCAUUCAGUAAAUGGGAGUAUUAGAUCAGUCAAUGUGUCUCCUACGGACAUGACAAGAAAAGUUUCUCGCAAAGUUUCAAGACGAACAAGUUUAAAUGAGAUUGUUGAAAUUUCUGCUAGUAAUAGAGACAAUCACAUAUUAAAUGACAAUUCAGUAAAGGAACUUUCAGAAUGUGACUAAAACAUUUAAAUGAAAAUUUACAGAAAUCAGCAUACCUAGAAUAUUAAAAAGAAUUAAGUGAAAAAAAUGGAAAACAUCCUUGUAAGGACUCAUGAUGCAUUAGAUGGUUUAUACCAUUUCUUGUAGAACUUGUACAUCUAAUCAGUUUUUAAGUCGUAUGAGGAGUAUAAUCUAGUACACAUUGUUGUUAAGGGGCCAGUUGAAGCCCCCCUUCGGAUGUGAAAUUUAAUUGCUGUGGUGAAGACCUUUUGGUGGACUUCUGCUGUUUUAUUUCUCUUUGACACAUUCCCUAUUUUAUUUCACUUUUUUUUGUUAUCUUUGCUAGCCAGGGGUUACAAUCCACUGACUGUCCUUCUUAUCAACUCUUGGCAGAUUAAGUAAAACCUUGUGAUUAUAAUGCUGUGCUAUCUAUCGGUAGUAAGGGACCGGUCAAAAUUUAUCGUCACAUAGGACCUUGCAAAAAAUAAAAACAUUUAAUAAAAGUUACAACCCUAUGGCUUUCUGACUGAACAAAAAAUGAUGUCCUAUGCCAACUUAGUAAUAAAAAAGUUGGUGUCCUAUCCUACUUUUCCAAUGUAUUGUAAAUAAAAGUAUACUUAAUAGAGGCAUUUAACAUAUGUUGUCCAUAUAAUAUGAUCAAAAGCAACAGUUUCAUGUUUAAUUUUGUUGAUUCACAUACAAUUACAGGCAUGGCAUUAUCAUACAUUAUGCUAUGAAUAAAGCAUUGAAAAAAACAAAGACAUUGCAAAAUGCAAUCAAACCACAAAUAGGUGUUUGUUAAACUGAAAAAUUAAUGAAGCUGCAUGUAUCUUUAAUGUCACACCCAUUUGGACUACUUCAUUCUUGACCAAUGACAGCACUUGAACUCUCCUCAAUGUUGACGUGUACAAAUGAUAAAGUGUGUAGUGUUUACAAAUUUUGUGAAGCAGAAACUGAAAAUAUACUCUGACAUUCCAAAAUUUGCACUAGUAAUAUACCAAGGAGUCCCAACAAUUUGAUUAAGAAGUUUUGACAUUAAAUAUUGUAAUAUGUUUUGGGAGUAAAGACUUGUUGCACAACCAGCAUGUGUUUAUUUACAUUUUCUAAAUUUAUACAUAAAAGUGCUUUUUGAUUGGAUGCAGCCAAUAACAACUGUAACCAAUGAAUGUCCUUACCUUGUGGAUCCAAAAGGACACAGAUAUUCAGUUUCUCAUUAUAAAUAUAUAAUACUUUAAUGAACUAUUUUUCUAAAAAUCAAUCUUUUAAGUUUGAGCAUUAUAUUGAGAUUUAAGCAUAUGAUAAGUAGAUAUAGGAAGAUGUGGUGUACUUUCUUUGAUUAUAUUCAUUACACCUUGUCAACACUCUUUUUAAUAAAACAUACCCUUUUCAUUUAAUCAGAGGUUUAUUCAGGUAUUAAUCUAUACAAUGAAAACUAAAGGAUUAAAAGUUAAAACAGCCAAUGACACACUUAUUCAAAUGUUAAAAAAGCCAUUGACACUUGAAGUCAAAAGUUAAAACAUUCAAUGACACGUACAGUCAAGAGUUAAAACAGCCAAUGGUACUUACAGUAAAAAGUGGAAACAGCCAAUGACACUUACAUCAAGAUUUAAAAUAUCCAAUGGCACUUAGAGUCAAAAGUUAAAACAACCAAUGACAUUUACAGUUAAGAGUUAAAACAGCCAAUGACACUUAAAGUCAAAAGUUAAAACAUUCAAUGACACGUACAGUCAAGAGUUAAAACAGCCAAUGGCACUUACAGUAAAAAGUGGAAACAGCCAAUGACACUUACGUCAAGAUUUAAAAUAUCCAAUGGCACUUAGAGUCAAAAGUUAAAACAACCAAUGACAUUUACAGUUAAGAGUUAAAACAGCCAAUGACACUUAAAGUCAAAAGUUAAAACAUUCAAUGACACAUACAGUCAAGAGUUAAAACAGCCAAUGACACUUACAGUAAAAAGUUAAAACAGUCAAUGACACUAAAAGUCAAAAGUUAAAACAGCCAAUAACACUUACAGUCAAAAUUGUAAACAGCCAAUGACACUUAAAGUGUAAAGUUAAAACAGCAGAUGACAAUUAAAGUCAGAAGUUAAAACAGCCUAUGACACUUACAAUCAAAAUUUUAAACAGCCAAUGACACAGUCAAAAGUGUAUACAGCCAAUGAAUGACACUUAAAGUGAAAAGUUAAAACAGCAGAAGACAAUCAAAGUCAAAAGUUAAAAUAGCCAAUGACACUUACAGUCAAAAGUGUAAACAGCCAAUGACACUUAAAGUCAAAAGUUAAAACUGCCAAUGACACUUUAAGUCAAAAGGUUAAACAGCCAAUGACACUUAGAGUCAAAAGAUAAAACAGCCAAUGCCACUUACAGUUAAGAGUUAAAACAGCCAUUGACACUUAAAGUCAAAAGUUAAAACUGCCAAUGACACUUUAAGUCAAAAGGUUAAAACAGCCGAUGACACUUUAAGUCAAAAGGUUAAAACAGCCAAUGACACUUUAAGUCAAAAGGUUAAAACAGCCAAUGACACUUUAAGUCAAAAGGUUAAAACAGCCAAUGACACUUUAAGUCAAAAGGUUAAAACAGCCAAUGACACUUUAAGUCAAAAGAUUAAAACAGCCAAUGACACUUUAAGUCAAAAGGUUAAAA